CUGCGGAGGCGCGAAAGCAGACGUUGGCUCUGGCCCCGCGAUCUUGAUUGUCAUCAGUUCACCGGCAAACUCUCGCCUAUCCGCAAAGUGAAAGCAAUGUGAAGAGGGCUUAAGCCUGCAAAUCUCCCUAUAGGAAUGCGUCCAUUUCUUCGCAAAACCCAUUUGAUGACACGCUUGUUUUUCACCCACCACUCAUUCUCCAACUCAACACUCAUAAUUCCUCAAUCUUCUCGCUCUUUCCAAAUCCCUCUCUUCAAUAUCCCACACGGUGUUUUUCGGCCGAAUUCAAGCUCUGGGAUUCGUUGGUUUUCCUCGAAGUCUCGUGUUGAAGCUAUGCAGAAUCUGGAGGCCAUUUCGUAUCUGUCGCAGAGGGAAGCAGCUGAGGUCGAUGAGAUUCUUAUGGGAUCUCUCGGGUUCAGCGUCGAUCAAUUGAUGGAGCUGGCUGGAUUGAGUGUAGCCACUUCAGUAGCAGAGGUUUACAAAGCCAGUGAGUAUAAGCGUGUUCUUGUUAUCUGUGGUCCUGGAAACAAUGGUGGAGAUGGUCUCGUGGCUGCUCGUCAUCUGUUUCACUUUGGAUACAAGCCAUCUAUUUGUUAUCCAAAGAGGACUGCAAAGCCUCUUUAUACUGGUUUGGUUACUCAGCUGGAAUCACUGUCAGUUCCUUUCUUGACAGUGGACGACUUGCCUUUGGAUUUGUCAAAGGAUUUUGACAUUAUAAUUGAUGCAAUCUUUGGUUUCUCUUUCCAUGGUGCUCCAAGGCCACCAUUUGAUGAUUUGAUCCAAAGGCUUACCUCUUUAAAUGAUUACAAGGAAGCAAAUCAAAGAAGUCCUGCUAUUGUUUCUGUAGAUAUUCCAUCUGGAUGGCAUGUUGAAGAAGGGGAUAUUAGUGAUAGCAGCUUUAAACCUGAUAUGUUGGUUUCUCUGACUGCCCCAAAGCUAUGUGCAAAGAAAUUCAAUGGUCCACAUCACUUUUUAGGCGGCAGAUUUGUGCCACCAUCUAUUGUGAACAAAUAUAACCUUCAUCUUCCUCCUUAUCCUGGCACUGCAAUGUGUGUUCGAAUAGGAAAGCCUCCACAAGUUGAUAUUGCUGCUCUUAGAGAAAACUAUAUUUCUCCAGAAUUUCUUGAAGAAAAUGUAGAUGCUGAUCCUAUUCGUCAGUUCCGCAAAUGGUUUGACGAUGCAGUUGCUGCUAAUUUAAGGGAACCUAAUGCAAUGUCUUUGUCCACAGCUACAAGUGAUGGAAAACCAUCAUCUCGCAUGGUUUUGCUAAAAGGAGUUGAUGAAGAUGGUUUUGUCUGGUACACAAAUUAUGAAAGUCGGAAAGCACAUGAUCUAGCUGAAAAUCCUCGUGCUUCACUUCUUUUCUUCUGGGAAGGUCUCAAUAGGCAGGUAAGAGUGGAAGGAUCUGUACAGAAAGUUUCUGAAGAGGAAUCUGAGCAGUAUUUCCACAGCCGUCCUCAAGGAAGCCAGCUCGGUGCAAUAGCGAGCCCACAGAGUUCUGUAGUUCCUGGAAGACAUUUUCUCAUCAAUAAGUACAAGGAACUAGAAGAUACAUUCUCGAAUGGAAGUUUGAUUCCGAAACCAAAACACUGGGGAGGAUACAGGCUUAAACCAGAACUUUUUGAGUUUUGGCAGGGGCAGCCAUCUCGGUUACACGACAGGUUAUUUUCAUCCCUCUAAGGGCAGGUUGCAAUAUUCCCCUUGCGAUAUAGAUGGAAAAAAAGCUUGGAAAGUAGAACGGUUGGCUCCUUGAUGGCUCCUCCAUCAUUCACGUACCUUGUUCUUUCCUUUUACAUAUCAUGCUUCUUUUUAUUUUUCCCUCUUUUAUGUUUAAUGUCAAGGUUGCUAUCUAACAUUCUACUGUUGCAUGAUUUAAUGAAUAAUUGCAAACGUUACGGCUGCCAUCAAAAUAUAUCUAUGCGACAUGUUCAUGCAA
Molecule: messenger RNA, 1936 nt
Organism: Cucumis melo (muskmelon)
Lineage: Eukaryota; Viridiplantae; Streptophyta; Magnoliopsida; Cucurbitales; Cucurbitaceae
Product: pyridoxine/pyridoxamine 5'-phosphate oxidase 1, chloroplastic
Exons: 14
Coding region: 136-1680 (514 amino acids)
Biological process (GO): pyridoxine biosynthetic process
Cellular component (GO): mitochondrion
Molecular function (GO): FMN binding; NAD(P)HX epimerase activity; pyridoxamine phosphate oxidase activity
Source: RefSeq, a predicted model, not a curated record